AUGAGCGUUGGGGAAACGGCAGGAACGAUCGCACCGUACAUGUCAUCUUGCUGCGGCAGCACAACGGCCUUCCCCGUUCUUUCAUCACAAUUAUAUGAGUGGAAACGCGCAAAGUUGUUUGUUUAUCCGCAUGCCGGUAAUCCGGAUGACUUCGGGGAAUGCCUGCUGUUGAGCAUGAGCAUGGACGAUGACUGGCAGAUGCACCCCGCGGAAGCUCCGCUCCGCUGUGGGUCGAUAAACUCUCAACUCCCAAACAAACAACCAUUCAAGGGAGAGUGCCCCCUUCCUUUGGCCGAGAUUAUUCGAUGA
This is a messenger RNA of Ramularia collo-cygni, 309 nucleotides long. RefSeq lists its product as uncharacterized. Bases 1 to 309 code for a protein of 102 amino acids. The record is from RefSeq and is a predicted model, not a curated record. The transcript has a single exon. Lineage: Eukaryota; Fungi; Ascomycota; Dothideomycetes; Mycosphaerellales; Mycosphaerellaceae.